Molecule: messenger RNA, 528 nt
Organism: Guillardia theta CCMP2712
Lineage: Eukaryota; Cryptophyceae; Pyrenomonadales; Geminigeraceae
Exons: 2
Coding region: 1-528 (175 amino acids)
Cellular component (GO): cytoplasm
Molecular function (GO): phosphatase activity
Source: RefSeq, a predicted model, not a curated record
AUGUCGAGCCCGAUGCUCCGAGCCAUCGAGACGGCUGCGCCCAUCGCCAUGGCGCUCGGCAUCCCGUGCAGGGUGUCGCCUCUUGCGUGCGAGGUCGGGGGGAUGUACGAGUGGAAGGAUGGCAAGUACCUCCCUGCCGCUGGGCUGUCGGCUGCAGCAAUCAGGGAGCGCUUUCCUUUCUGCCGCACGGAACUGCUGAAGCAGGAGGGCUCAUGGAACGAGCUGGUCGGGAAGGAGACGGCGGAGCAGAACCGGGAGAGGGCGGAGAAGUUCGCGUCGUGGAUCAAGAGGAGGGUGGUGGAGACACCAGCAGAGGAGAGGGGCUCUCCUCUCAUCGUCGUGACGCACUCUGACUUCCUUGACCUCCUCCUCAAGGCUCUUUUCAGCGUCUCCGACACCUCCAAGAAGUUCGUCUUCAAAGUCGACAACUGUAGCUUGACCGAAGUCUUCCUCCCCAUCGUGUUCUGCGAGGAGGGAAAGGAAGUGCCUGUCCUCAACUACUUGAACCGCAACCAUCAUACGAUGUGA